Messenger RNA from Uloborus diversus, 373 nucleotides. Its product is annotated as dynactin subunit 2-like. The annotation marks the transcript as partial. Gene Ontology annotation, cellular component: centrosome; cytoplasm; dynactin complex. The record is from RefSeq and is a predicted model, not a curated record. NCBI's taxonomy places the organism in Eukaryota, Metazoa, Arthropoda, Arachnida, Araneae, Uloboridae. Gene Ontology annotation, biological process: mitotic spindle organization. The transcript has 4 exons.
UUGUUAUGUGUUGUUUUAGAAUUUUCCAUGAAAUUUUAAUUUUUUAAUUAAAAAUUUUAAUUUGAUAGUGCAGUAAGCUAAUUAAGUAUUGAACAUGGCCAAUCCUAAGUAUGCUGACCUUCCUGGAAUCGCACAUGACCAGCCUGAUGUAUAUGAGACCAAUGACUUGCCUGAAGCCGAGCAGGGGACCCUGUCGAUGUCGGACGCUCUUGUGGAUCAAUGUGACAGUGUGGAAACACUGAAAAUCUCUCCGAAUGAUGCCUACACGAAAUUUAAAGGCAAAACUCUUGAUAGCAGAGGUGUAGAUUUUACCGACGGUAUUGGUCGUUCUGGGAAAACUGGUUAUGAUGUCAGAUCAGGUGACUGGGAAAUG